GCUUCGUGGGGCGGGACGAGGAGAAGCCAAACGUAAAGACACCAGGAGUUUCUCGGGCCCAGGUCUGGCUGCUGCCGGGGAGCUCCAAGCCUUUGCGGGUUCUUGCAGCGAAUAGGAGUCUGGGCAGGCGUCAGGCUAGUCCGACGGAGAGUGGGUGUGAUCAGCACUGGAAAAGAUGCCUGCCCCUGCUGCCACAUAUGAAAGAGUAGUUUACAAAAACCCUUCCGAGUACCACUACAUGAAAGUCUGCCUAGAAUUUCAAGAUUGUGGAGUUGGACUGAAUGCUGCACAGUUCAAACAGCUGCUGAUUUCGGCCGUGAAGGACCUGUUUGGGGAGGUUGAUGCCGCCUUACCUUUGGACAUCCUAACCUAUGAAGAGAAGACCUUGUCAGCCAUCUUGAGAAUAUGUAGCAGUGGUCUUGUCAAAUUGUGGAGCUCUUUGACCCUGUUAGGAUCCUAUAAAGGCAAAAAAUGUGCUUUCCGGGUGAUUCAGGUUUCUCCAUUUCUCCUUGCAUUAUCUGGUAAUAGUAGGGAACUAGUAUUGGAUUGAAUGAAUAGUCUUCCAUUUUGGAAACAUUCCUCCACUCUCAUAUUUAUUUUUUGGUGCCUGCAUGUUUGAAGACUGAAGCAGGCUAAAAGCUCUUGAUGAAAUUUGUGGGUGCUGAAGAUGUUCCCACUAAUUUCCAGUCAUCGCUUUUGGUGGGGUGGGCUUCGGAGGACAGUCUGCCUGAACCUGCCAGUGCUGACCCUGCAGCACUUUCAGCAUAUGCACAUCAAAGUUGGAGACCGCGCUGAACUUAGGAGGGCCUUCACACAGACAGAUGUGGCUACCUUCUCAGAAUUAACGGGGGAUAUCAAUCCUUUGCAUUUAAAUGAAGACUUUGCAAAACACACCAAGUUUGGAAAUACAAUUGUACAUGGAGUUUUGAUCAAUGGACUUAUCUCAGCUCUCCUGGGAACUAAAAUGCCAGGGCCAGGUUGUGUAUUUCUUUCCCAGGAAAUUAGCUUUCCAGCCCCUUUAUAUAUUGGAGAAGUUGUUUUAGCUUCUGCAGAAGUGAAAAAGCUGAAGCGGUUCAUUGCUAUUAUUGCAGUGUCAUGUUCUGUAAUAGAAAGUAAAAAGACUGUUAUGGAAGGCUGGGUUAAAGUUAUGGUUCCAGAAGCUCCCAAAUCCUGAAAUAUGUGUUUAAAGAUGCAACCUCAAACACCAAUGCUGUAGUUAAAGAGCCUCUGGGGAAAUGGAUUGCUGCUUUUCACCAAAGAAUGGUUGAUAGGCCCAGAAGCCCAUCUUAGGGGAAGAGAGCGGGUAGAGGGUUGUUCAAAUGCCCACUUUCCAGUUUGGCCUUAUGCUUUAUGCAGACUUGAGUGUAUGCAGGAUUUUCAUUAUCUGCCUGGCUUUUUUGUUUUUUGCUUUUUAAUUCAAGAAGUGGGCUGGGCCCAGCGGCACAUGCCUAUAAUCCUGGCACUUUGGGAGGCUGUGGCAGGCGGAUCACUUGAGGUCAGGAGUCCAAGACCAUCCUGGCCAACAUGGUAAAACCCCAUCACUACCAAAAAAAAAAAA
Messenger RNA from Piliocolobus tephrosceles (Ugandan red Colobus), 1558 nucleotides. RefSeq names its product ribonuclease P/MRP subunit p14 (gene RPP14). The record is from RefSeq and is a predicted model, not a curated record. The coding region runs from base 176 to 550 and encodes 124 amino acids. Gene Ontology annotation, biological process: tRNA 5'-leader removal. NCBI's taxonomy places the organism in Eukaryota, Metazoa, Chordata, Mammalia, Primates, Cercopithecidae. The transcript has 6 exons. Gene Ontology annotation, molecular function: ribonuclease P RNA binding. Gene Ontology annotation, cellular component: nucleolus; multimeric ribonuclease P complex.